Messenger RNA from Oncorhynchus masou masou (cherry salmon), 1065 nucleotides. Its product is annotated as Golgi apparatus membrane protein TVP23 homolog B-like. The coding region runs from base 77 to 691 and encodes 204 amino acids. Gene Ontology annotation, biological process: vesicle-mediated transport; protein secretion. The record is from RefSeq and is a predicted model, not a curated record. Gene Ontology annotation, cellular component: Golgi membrane. The transcript is spliced from 7 exons. NCBI's taxonomy places the organism in Eukaryota, Metazoa, Chordata, Actinopteri, Salmoniformes, Salmonidae.
UGCACCCAUGAGUGGGGUCCUUCAUACAAGCAUGUUUAUUGUUUACCUACACGUCAUCCGGAAGUGAGUGUCAAAGAUGAUGAGACUGGAUUCACAGGAGGCAGAUGCUCCACUCUUCGGUGACGAUGAUGAUGAUGAUGCCCCCACCGCCACCAGACAGAAGAAAUCAGAAAUCAAGCAUCCCCUGGCCACGUUCUUCCAUCUCUUCUUCCGCACCAGCGCCAUCUUAGUCUACCUACUGUGUGAAAUCCUGAGCAGUAGUUUCAUCGUCUGUAUGGUCACCAUCAUCCUCCUCCUUUCAUGUGACUUCUGGACAGUCAAGAAUGUGUCUGGCAGGUUGAUGGUGGGCCUCAGGUGGUGGAACCAGGUGGAUGAGGAUGGACAGAGCCACUGGGUGUUUGAGUCCAGACCAGCAACCAGUAGAAAAGUUCCAACCAACUCUGAAUCACAGAUCUUCUGGCUGGGUCUGGUUGUGUGUCCAGUCCUCUGGGUCAUCUUUGUGUUCAGUACUCUCUUCUCCUUCAAGUUUAAGUGGCUGGCAGUGGUGAUCAUGGGUGUGGCAUUGCAGUGGGCCAACCUGUAUGGAUAUGUGCGAUGCAAAGUAGGCGGGAAGACCAACUUCAGGAGCAUGGCAACCAACUACCUUGGCAGCCAGUUCUUCAAACAGGCAAUGGCCAAACAGGGACCCUAGAGGUGGAUGUGCAGAGAGAAGAAACAUUAGGAUUUCUGCUAAUGUAAUAUUUGAUGUUAUCAAGAGGAUCUUGCCUUGCUUUAACUGAGGCAUAGGCUACUGUUAUUUUUCUUAAUUCCUGUUGAACAGGUGGAAGGCAUCUCUCUAUUCUGAGGGCACGGGGUUGUUUCCUACAGAGUCCUACAAACGAUGUAGUAUAAAACUAAGAGACUACUAGGCUUCUUUGUAUGUUUGUUUCAUUUGUUUUCCUGCUAAAUAUUCAAAUACAACCUUGUUAAUGAUUGAUAACUGCUGAUUGUAAUAUAAGACAUUUGUAAAUAUUAUAUUGACAUAAAAUGUCUGGGUGAAUGAAUAAAAACACGUGUGUGAGUCAA